UUUUACACUACCGCCGGAGCGCCAAGCCGUAGCGGAGGUUGCCCCUUCUUAUAUGCUAGGUCCGCCCCUGGAGCUUCUGCUAAAGUCUACCAUGGCUGGGACACUGAAUCAAAACAAAGCGUCGCCAUUAAAUCUAUGGACAAGCAGAGAAUUGUUACGGGUGGUUUAGCCGCGCAUGUUAAGCGUGAGAUCGCGGCCAUGCGCAGGCUAAACCACCCGAACAUCGUUCGCAUGCACGAAGUGCUGGCGAACCAGAAGAAGAUAUAUUUUGUAUUAGAGUUUGCACCAGGUGGUGAUCUCUUUUCUAAAGUGGCUAAAUGUCGUUUUAGUGAAGAUCUAAGCAGGAGAUAUUUUCAACAACUCGUCUCCGCCGUCCGAUACUGCCACUCCCGCGGUGUUUACCACCGUGACCUAAAAUUGGAGAAUCUUCUGUUGGAUGAAAACUGGAACCUGAAAGUUACGGAUUUUGGAUUAUCUGUGGUGACGCAUCGUAGCAGGAGUCCGUCAGAUACAGACGGACUCGUGCAUACGAUGUGUGGUACUCCCGCGUAUGUUGCACCGGAGAUUUUAGCGAAGAAAGGUUAUGAUGGUGCGAAGGUGGAUAUAUGGGCGUGUGGUGUCAUCUUGUACGUUCUUAGUACCGGUUAUUUACCGUUUAAUGAGUCGAAUGUGGUACUGAUGUACCUGAAGAUUUGCAAAGGCGAGUAUACGGUUCCUAAAUGGAUGUCUCCGGAGUUAAAACAGUUUUUAUCGCGACUUCUUGACACAAAUCCUCAAACACGGAUCACCAUUGAUGAAAUCAUCAAGGAUCCGUGGUUUAGAAUCGGGUAUAAAGAUGAGGAGUUAUGUUCGGAUCAUUUUGAGAUGAAAGAUGGCGAAGAUGGUGGUUUGAAGAGUUUGAACGCAUUUGAUAUAAUUUCGUAUUCGUCGGGCUAUAAUCUGUCGGGUUUGUUUGGUGGUCGAGAAGGUGAUGAGAUGUUUUUAUCGACGGUUGCGCCAGAGGAGAUAAUCGAGAGGGUGGUGGAGGCUGCGGAGCAAGAGAGGUUGAGGGUGGCUAAGAAGAAUAAGUGGUGGGUGAAGGUUGACGGGUGCCAUAGUCGUAAUUUCACACUAAUGAUAGAGGUUAAACGGUUGACUGUGGAUAUAGUGGUGGUUGACGUAAGCUGGAAAGAGUGCGAGAGUAAUCGCGGUCCAGAAAUAUGGAAAUCUAGGCUUAGGCCGCGCUUGAGUGGGUUGAUUUAUCAACCCGACGGUCUGGUUCGCAGUAACUAAAACUUGCACUAAGGCCAUCUCCAUCGCGGCAGGGAUCUAAUGCAAGAAAGAAAAAUCCAUGGACGGGGAUUGUGAG
Helianthus annuus (common sunflower) is the source of this 1348-nucleotide messenger RNA. RefSeq names its product CBL-interacting serine/threonine-protein kinase 14. The transcript has a single exon. The record is from RefSeq and is a predicted model, not a curated record. Gene Ontology annotation, biological process: protein phosphorylation; signal transduction. Gene Ontology annotation, molecular function: protein kinase activity; ATP binding. The annotation marks the transcript as partial. NCBI's taxonomy places the organism in Eukaryota, Viridiplantae, Streptophyta, Magnoliopsida, Asterales, Asteraceae.